Messenger RNA from Pimephales promelas (fathead minnow), 2467 nucleotides. RefSeq names its product LIM homeobox 1b (gene lhx1b). Gene Ontology annotation, molecular function: RNA polymerase II transcription regulatory region sequence-specific DNA binding; zinc ion binding; DNA-binding transcription factor activity, RNA polymerase II-specific. Gene Ontology annotation, biological process: neuron differentiation; regulation of transcription by RNA polymerase II. Gene Ontology annotation, cellular component: nucleus. Lineage: Eukaryota; Metazoa; Chordata; Actinopteri; Cypriniformes; Leuciscidae. The record is from RefSeq and is a predicted model, not a curated record.
GCAGACCGAGGUGCAAGUGGGAAUCAAACAAAACGACCGGGAAUAUAUUUGAUAUACUUUGAAAUCUUUGAUUUUAACUUUUUAAAAAACGAAUUAAACACCUUUACGCGUUUAUUGUUCAUAUUCAGGCACUGGGAACAUUGGAGAUUCCGCGCUCUAUUGAUUUAAAUGUAGAAUAGCUAAGUAUCUGCACCACGUUAGAUUGAACUAACACUUCAACUAAAGCUUGUUUUUUUUUUUUUUUAUUAAUCUUAAUGCUAAACCAUAAACUUAUGUUUAAUCGUCUAAAGAGGAGCUGACACUUUUCCGUUUCUGUGCUGUCAUCUUCAGGCAAAAAAAAAAAAAUUGGGAUGAUAUACAUUCAAUGUAUACCUUUUUGAUGACUUUUUGUUUACUUGGAUCAAGGACCACGUAGUGUUCUCUAACUUUUGGCAACAGAUUUGACCCUCUCACCAAGGAUAGCAACGCAGUGACUGGAGUCACAAAAUAUGGUCCACUGUGCUGGAUGCGAGAGGCCUAUUCUGGACAGGUUUCUUCUCAGCGUCUUGGAUAGAGCCUGGCAUGCAAAAUGCGUGCAAUGUUGUGACUGUAAAUGCAAUUUAACUGAUAAAUGCUUUUCAAGAGAGGGACGACUCUACUGCAAAAACGACUUUUUCAGACGUUACGGCACUAAAUGUGGAGGCUGCGCGCAGGGAAUCUCGCCCAGUGAUCUAGUUCGGAAAGCGCGAAGCAAAGUCUUUCACUUAAACUGUUUCACCUGCAUCAUGUGCAAUAAACAGCUGUCCACUGGCGAAGAACUUUACAUACUGGAUGAAUAUAAAUUUGUCUGCAAGGAGGAUUACUUGAAUAACAGCGUCGGAAAAGACACAACCCUUCUGUCAGUUACUACGUGCAGUGACCCGAGCUUAUCUCCAGAAUCUCAAGACCCGCAGGAUGACAAAGACUCUGAGACUGGACACAUGUCAGACAAGGAGACCUGCAACAAUGAAAACGACGAGCAGAAUCUGGGAGGCAAACGUCGCGGGCCGCGAACUACUAUCAAAGCCAAGCAGCUGGAGACACUGAAGGCUGCCUUCGCCGCAACCCCCAAACCGACCAGACACAUACGAGAGCAGCUGGCGCAGGAAACAGGCCUCAAUAUGCGAGUCAUUCAGGUGUGGUUUCAGAAUCGGCGCUCUAAAGAGAGGCGCAUGAAGCAGCUCAGCGCGCUGGGCGGCAGAAGACACUUGUUCUUCCGCAGUCCGAGGAGAAUGAGGGCGCUGGGCGAUCGGAUGGAACCAGGGGAGCUCAUGGCCAACGGACAUUUCUCUUUUUAUGGCGACUAUCAAGGCGAGUACUAUGGCCCUGGCUCAAACUACGAGUACUUCCCUCAGGGUCCACCGUCCUCCCAAGCCCAGACUCCUGGUGAUCUAGGAUUCAUGACCUCCUCUGGCCCAGCUGGAACCCCUCUCGGGAGCAUGGACCAUCAUCACGGAGCACACCACCCCUCCAAUGAGACACAAUGCUUCAGUGAGAUGAUAUCGCAUCACCCAGGGGACUCCCCCAGCCCAGAGCCCAGCGCACCCGCCUCCAUCCACAGCAUCUCUGACAUGUGUGACUCCACGCCACCUUUCACAUCCCUGAACUCUCUCAGUGCCAACGGAUACAGCAAUCUGUCCUCGGAGAUGAACGAGGGAACAGUGUGGUAGCAAACCACAGACCGAUUGAGGACACAAACAUGUGAAAACGUCCGUUCAUGCGUGAUUUCAUAGCAGCGAAAUUUCUAUUUAGUUAUUUAUUGACAUUAUUUAUUUGUUCAUUCGUUUACCUAUUUAUUUAAUGUAUUUAUCUAUUUAAGCAGCAUUUGUGUAUUUUGAAAGUGGAAUGUCAAAUAUGGGUCUGCAGACCUUAUAGCUGUGCUAUAGACAAGCUGAAGCAGAAUGUUUAUAUUUACAACACCUGGUGUGUCUGUUCACAUGUGUGUAUCAUAACCUGACGACUCAGACCUCUUUGCCUUUUGAGGCUUUGCCAUAAUGACACUUGAAAUCAUCUCACACCAAAAUCUUUCUCUGCUCUUCAUGCGGUGGAGUUAUGAGUUCCAACAAGUCUCAGAGCGUUUUGCCUUUUAAAGGGAAACUUAUAAUUGUUGGAACGAACCCUUUAUUUGAAAUGAAAUAUGACUUGAAUUAUAAGACGAAGUCUACCUUCUAAAAAUCAUUUCAUAUAUGGUCAGUGGACAGAGAGGAGUCAAUUGUUUACGUAUAUUUUCUUCAGGGGUUUAAAUAUAAACCCUCUUGAUACCGACAUUAACUUUUUUCUUCAAGCAAGGAACCAAACUUUUGUAUUGAUUCAAUUUAUAUCUGACUUGUGAAUCACUGUAUUAGUUUGUAUGAUAUUGUGUUUGCACAAAGAAUACACUCAACAAAACCAUAAAUACAUGUUGACAAUUGAAGCGCAAAUAUAUGUAAAUGGGCUUUUUUUUUUAAAC